UGAAAUAAUGGCUAAAUUUCAACGUUUUCUAUUUGUAGCGUCUUUUUUAGUGAUAAAUGCCUCAUUCAUAAAUGGCAUAGAAGUUGGAAAAGAUACCGUAUCAUUUCUUCAAAACGAAUAUUCACUUACCAUAGCCAGAACAUUUUAUAAAAACUCUACUGUGACAAUCAGAAUAAAACAGUGCCAUCAUAAUGUGUCAUUGUUUUUGAACAUUAAUGUCAAGAAAGUUUCUUGCUUGCCCAACAACAUCUCAUCUCAAAUUGAAGAAUAUCAAGUUGGCAAAGAUUGGAAUGGUAGAUUAGAAUUUAAGUGUCCACAUGCAGACGAAGAUUUGCUGACUUGCUUUCCAGAAACAAGUGUCUACAUAAUAACGAUGAAAUUUGAGGCUAUCACUGACACACUGCAGCUGGAAUACAAAGGAGACCAUGGCUACCUCAGCCCUCAAGACUGGCCCCUCCUACCUUUCUAUGCAGUGAUGUGUGUGUUGUAUUCGCUGUAUGCCUUCGUGUGGCUGGUGUUGUGUUGCUGCUAUUGGAAGGAUCUGCUGAGACUGCAGUUCUGGAUUGGAGGUGUCAUUCUCAUGGGUAUGCUGGAAAAAGCCAUGUUCCUCGGUGAAUAUGAUACAUUUUCCAAAUAUGGAGAAACCACUGGUAGCUUGCUAAUAGCAGCUGAAUUCAUAUCGAGUUUGAAGAAGACAGUGUCAAGAAUGCUCAUUAUCAUUGUGUCGUUGGGAUUUGGGAUCAUAAGACCACGCCUGAGCACGACAUUGAACAAAGUGACGUUGGUUGGUCUGCUCUUCCUCGUCUGCAACUUUGCAGAAGCUCUCUGCUCCAGGAUAUAUCAGAAACCUUCAUUCAGCACCUCAUCAUUGGUUGUCGUCACUCUUCUGGUCAUCACAGAUGCCGUCAUCAUGAUGUGGAUUUUCACUAAUCUUGUCAAGACCAUCCGCUUAGUCACAUUAAAGAAGAAUAUUGUCAAACUGACACUUUACAGACAUUUCCGCAACGUCCUCAUAUUCUCUAUUUUAGUCUCCGUGGUAUUCGUCGUCUGGUCCACAAUUAGACAUCGGUCGAAGGAUUGUGUCAGUGACUGGUCUGAACAGUGGUGGGAAGUUGCGUUCUGGCACCUGCUCUUCUGCAUCAUUCUCCUGGCCAUCAUCAUCCUCUGGAGGCCAGCCGCCAACAACCAGAGAUAUGCUUACUCACCUUUGUACGAUGGAGAGGAUGAAGAAGAUGGUGCUUGUGAUGAUGAUGGUAACGAAGGAUUUGGAGUGAAAAAGCUUAAAAGGUCUCACUCUGAGAAGACUGGGAAAGAGGAUGACGACUUGAAGUGGGUUGAAGAGAACAUACCCAGCUCUAUGAUUGACAAUGUCCUGACAAAUUUGAUCGAAUCCGAGGAAGAAAUCAACCAAAACAGAGUGGAGAUGAACAAGAUGCUCUAACUGCAAAGACUGCAGAUUCAUCCGUUGCUUCAUUCUUUUAUUUUUUCAAUCACUAAAUUCGUUUGAAAAUUGGUCACUUCAAAUUUACUGAAAAUUCGAGAUUUUCAUCUGAUUUCCAUUUGUAUCAAUCGUGACGUUGAAUUAGCUCAACGUCUCGAUUUUCUAAUCCACUCAUCCACCUCAUCCUCCUCGAUGCAUGAUAAUUAAACAUCAUGUUGCUUCCUUUUACUUUUUCGGAUUUUGUUUUAAUAAUUUAAAAUUUAUUGAAGACGAUUUGAUUGACACCGCAACUAGAAUGAUUAUUAUAAAUAUUCUAGUUACGACUUGAAAUUAAAUUUGAAAACAACAAAUAUUUAUUUGUGUGCCAGGAGUUGGCUUGCUUCUUCCUUCUGAAAAUGUAUGUUGAACAGGCUUUGCAAAGUUAUGACCAUUACUUUUGGUCAUUACUUUUUUACGUCCGAAAUGUGUUAACGAGCACAACAGUUCUUUAAUGUUUUGGGUUUAAUUUUUCGGUUAUCUUUUUUACAGUUUUCAUUUUGCUACGCUGAAUCAUUCCACAAUUUAUUUAUUUUGUCUGCAUUGUUAAAUUUAAUGGAUUGCUAAUUUCGUUGUAGAAUUCAUUUUAAUUUAUCUAACUGGUGUUAGUCUCUUUAAUAAUUCACUUGGUAUAAAUGUUGUAUUACUUUUAAAUAAAUUUUUUUAUUCGAGU
This is a messenger RNA of Helobdella robusta, 2150 nucleotides long. RefSeq lists its product as hypothetical. Gene Ontology annotation, biological process: retrograde transport, endosome to Golgi. The record is from RefSeq and is a predicted model, not a curated record. Bases 8 to 1441 code for a protein of 477 amino acids. The transcript has 18 exons. Gene Ontology annotation, cellular component: membrane; Golgi apparatus. Lineage: Eukaryota; Metazoa; Annelida; Clitellata; Rhynchobdellida; Glossiphoniidae.